AUUCUCAAAGCCUCGUAUACACAGCAUCAAACCACCAUCAUCUCCGAUCAAAAUCUCUCGUCUCUCAUUUCCUUUCAACUUCACUCUCUCUCUCUCUCUCUCUCCUCCCAUGGAUUUCCGUUGCCAGUCUUUUCGAGAUUCUACUUCCCCCUUCGAUUCCCUCAUCUUCGAUUUGGACGAAACUUUAUACUCUUCCAAGAUAGGAAUUGGCGCAGCCACCAAACUAAACAUCGAUGAUUUUUUAGUCGAAAAAUGUGGCUUUCCCAGGACCAAAGCAAUGAGUCUCCGCGUCGAGCUCUUCAAAUCCCACGGAAGCUCUCUGGCCGGUUUGCGAGCAUUAGGUUAUGACAUCGAUGCUGACGACUAUCACAGUUUCGUGCACGGAAGAUUACCUUACGAUUCGAUCAAACCAGACCCUCAUUUGCGAAGCCUCUUGCGCACCAUCAAUCAAAGAAAAAUCAUUUUUACGAAUUCGGAUAGGAAUCAUGCUUUGAAGGUGUUGGAUCGUUUAGGAGUCAGAGAUUGUUUCGAGCAGCUGAUAUGCUUCGAAACUCUGAAUCCGAAUCUCUCGAAAUCGAGUCGUCCUGAUGAGUUUCCCGUUGUUCUGAAACCCUCACUGGAGGCUAUGAAGAUCGCCGUCGACGUCGCGGCGGUGGAUCCACGACGCACGUUGUUUUUCGAUGACAGCGUCCGGAAUGUCGCCGCUGGAAAAGCCUUGGGUCUCCGGACUGUUUUGGUUGGGAAAACAGUGAAGACCGAAGAAGCCGAUUAUGCAUUAGAGACAGUGGACAACCUGGCCAAAGAAAUUCCAGAGAUAUGGUUUAGCCGACUGGAGGAGGGUGACAAUGAAACCAUCAAUCUUUCAAGGAACCAAAAAAUGGAUUCAAUUGUUGCAACACCAACUGUUACGGCUUAAUUAAAUUUGGUCUUUGGGUUAUAAAGUUAUGUACAACUCUCUCUAUAUAUAUCUAUCUAUCUAUCACGUGAAUCAUGCUAUGUAAAUGUUGUCAUGUAAAUCAAUAUGAAUCUGUCCAUUUGUACGUAUGCGUAUCCAUGUAUUUGGCCCCACGUGUGUUGUCAAUAAAAAUAAUUUCUCAAGAAAUCUUUUAUUCCAGAA
Cornus florida is the source of this 1117-nucleotide messenger RNA. RefSeq names its product suppressor of disruption of TFIIS. Bases 110 to 916 code for a protein of 268 amino acids. The record is from RefSeq and is a predicted model, not a curated record. Lineage: Eukaryota; Viridiplantae; Streptophyta; Magnoliopsida; Cornales; Cornaceae. The transcript is spliced from 8 exons.